AUGGCCGAGAACCAGAGCGCACAGGGGCACAGCCCCGACUACACAACCUGGAGUAACACCAGCCUUAUCGAGCGGAUUAGUGAACUCGAGCGCCAACUUCACUCCCAGACUACACAGUACACAGUUCCGACAGAGACACACCCAGCACCUACUGGGGCCCCGAUCUCCAGCGACGUCUACGAGCCCGCGAUUCCACUACCUGAAGCUGGUAACGAUGAGCAUGCGUCGAAGAAGAAGCGGGUUCAUUCUCCAGAUACCGAUAUUACCCACAAGCCUGGUAUCCACCGUGCUUUGAAGGCGGAGCGGGAAUUCGACGGAUCGAAAUACACUACCAGGUUUAUUGCGCUGAAGUUCGCUUACCUGGGUCAGCGGUAUAAUGGACUUGAGCAUACCAAUGGCAAUUGUACGCCUCUGCCUACGAUUGAGGAGGUUCUGUGGAAGGCUUUGCGGCGGACGAAGUUGAUUCUUCCUCACACUAGCGCUCCUGCGGAUGAGCCUAGUGGUGGUGGGCCAAGAGUGGUGCGGCCUUACUCAAUUUUCUGGGAUGGGUGUGAUUACUCGAAGGCUGGAAGAACGGAUCGUGGUGUGAGUGCGUUUGGACAGGUUAUUGGUAUUCGGGUUCGCAGUUUGCGGCCGAAGCCGAAGCCUACUGCCUCUUCGUCAAACGAAGAGGGUCUUCAAGAGGGCGAUGCGAUGCAGGUUGAGGAAGCAGCCGUGGAUUCGAAUUGGGAUGACAUCGCGGAUGAAAUCAACUAUAUACAAGUUCUGAACAGGGUUCUUCCGGAGGAUAUUCGGGUGCUGGCUUGGUGCCCUAACCCCCCUCCUGGGUUUGAUGCCCGUUUCUCCUGCCGCGAACGCCGCUACCGGUACUUCUUCACCCAGCCUGCGUUCUCACCCACCCCAGGUCCUUUCGGAUUUGAGAAGGUUGUGGAUGAUGGCAAGGGACCUCGUGCUAAGUACCGCGAGGGAUGGUUGGACAUCGAUGCCAUGCGUGAAGCCGCGAAACACUUCGAAGGAACCCAUGACUUCAGGAACUUCUGCAAGCUGGAUACCAGCAAGCAGAUCGAGAACUUUGAACGUAAAAUUUUUUACUCUGAUAUCGAGUUCGUGAACCCAAAGACCAACCCUCUGGGCUAUGUUGGCCGGGCUGGAUUCCAGCAGGAAGAGGGCAUUGUGCCUGACGUGGAAAUGUUGUCCUCAGAAGUGCCCCCUGCGACCUCACCUCAGGUCUACACAUUCACCCUGCAUGGGUCUGCAUUCCUAUGGCACCAAGUCCGGCAUAUGGUGGCAGUCCUCUUCCUAGUUGGCCAAGGACUCGAAUCUCCGUCUAUUGUCCCCAAGCUACUAGAUGUGAAGCAAAACCCACGCAAACCGACAUAUGAGAUGGCUUCUGAUGCACCCCUGGUUCUGUGGGAUACGAUUUUCCCCGACGAGAGCUCUGGAAGUCGCGAGGAUUCUCUGAACUGGGUUUAUGCUGGUGAUGAACGGCUUAAUAAGAGCCGAAGUGCCAAAAGCGACAGCAAGUUUGGCAUGAGGGGCGUGAUUGAUGGACUGUGGUCAGUUUGGAGACAGCGCAAGAUUGAUGAGAUUUUGGCUGGAGCACUGUUGGAUUUGACUGUUAGCCAAGGAGACUUGGGUGUUAUUCACGACAUGGAAGGGAAACAGGGACAAAGCAAGAAAAGCAGCAGAGGCGCGAAAGUCUGGCUUGGGGAUAACAGUGUUCGCGUCGGAGGCAAAUACGUGGCAGUGUUGGACAAGGCAACAACAGAGCCUGUCGAAAUUCAAAAUGCCAAGUGGCUAGCAGCCAAGCAGCGGAAAUUGGCACUCCAGCAAGAUGCUGCAACAAAGGAAGAAGCAUGA
Molecule: messenger RNA, 1860 nt
Organism: Penicillium odoratum
Lineage: Eukaryota; Fungi; Ascomycota; Eurotiomycetes; Eurotiales; Aspergillaceae
Product: pseudouridine synthase DEG1
Exons: 1
Coding region: 1-1860 (619 amino acids)
Biological process (GO): tRNA pseudouridine synthesis; mRNA pseudouridine synthesis
Cellular component (GO): cytoplasm; nucleus
Molecular function (GO): pseudouridine synthase activity; RNA binding
Source: RefSeq, a predicted model, not a curated record